Molecule: messenger RNA, 6297 nt
Organism: Cuscuta campestris
Lineage: Eukaryota; Viridiplantae; Streptophyta; Magnoliopsida; Solanales; Convolvulaceae
Source: the annotation of a GenBank genome assembly
CACAUAAUGAAGUGUAGUGGGAGACAAAGCCCCCACACACUCAAGGUCAUGCAUGGUACGAAAAAGAAAAAGGGGGAAGAAUUUAAUUCUUCUUAUCUCAAAUGUUUAAAGUGUAUUUUAUUUGAGAUCAAUAAUUUUUAUGAUAUAAAAUAAAAUACCCAAAACAUUUUAACACAAGUAUAUAAAAUAUACUUUAAAAUAGUUUUUUGUCAUAUAUAUAAAAUGUCUUCUCUCUCCUCCCUCCCUCCUCCGCCACUCCCUGCCGGCGACGGCCAUGGCCUUCCUCCUCCCAAACUCCCCCCUCCCCACAACGCUGCCAGCGACAGCUGCCAGCCCAAACACCUCACCAAUAUCAGGGCCGAGGGUCUCACUCCCCUACCACCAUCAUCCUCUGUUCCUCCACCAAGGCACGACGUCAAACGCUCUUUCGUUGAUGUCAUUGGAGCUUCAUCUUCCUCCCAUGCCUCCAUCAGCUCGAGGCCCAUUACCAAAUACAAAGGGUUUCCGGCGAUCUCCUUCUCUCCGGCAGAGGUGAAAACACUCUCUGCUCCCUAUGAAUUCUCACUAGUAGGACGAUUCUCUAAGUCCAGGCCUCCUCUCCCAGUUAUUAAGCAAGUUUUGGAACGUAUUGGCUUCAAACAUAGCUUCUCAGUAGGGGUCUUGGCUCCAUCUCAUAUUCUCCUUACUUUCAGCAAUGCAGAGGAUUAUCAAAGAUGUUUCUCUAAGCGUCUUUGGCAAAUCCAGGGAUGCCCCAUGCAUGUGUUCAAAUGGAGUCCAAACUUCCAUUGUGAUGAGGAAAGCCCAAUGUUCCCCAUUUGGAUUUCGCUGGAACACCUCCCUGUCCAUCUCCAUUCUCCGGUUGCUCUUCAUGCCAUUGCGAAAAUAUUUGGAAAGCCCCUAAUGCUGGAUGCAGCAACCUCCUCUCGGUCAAGGCCUUCAGUGGCUAGGUUCUGUGUGGAACUUGAUGUCUCCGGCGACCUCCCCACUAAAUUCUUUCUUGACAACGGCAACAAAGGGCUCUGGCAGCUAGUGCAUUAUGAGCAGGUCCCCCAAUUCUGCACAGACUGCAGGAAAACUGGACACAAAGCUGGAGAAUGCCAGCAAGCCAAAAACAUGACUCCAAAACCAUCACAGGACACACCUCAAACCAAUGCAGGACCUCUCUUCACCUGGACUGGGAAACGCUCCAAUGGGAUAAUUUCGAGGAAACUUGACCGCUUCCUCAUCAACCCAAUGGCUGAUAAUCUCUACUCCACAGUGCACUAUUCCAUCCUCAACAAAACAACCUCGGAUCAUAGCCCCAUUCUCUUUAAGGCUACCUUUCAAGCCUCCACCAAACCAAAAAGCUUCCGGUUCCUUAACCUUCGGACCUCCCAUCCCUCCUACCUAGUCACCCUCAAGAAUACUUGGGACUCUAUCCAUACGGGAAGAGGAAUGCAUGGACUUUACCUGAAACUUCAAGCCACACAAAAAUCCCUUAGUUACUGGAGCAAAAACACUUAUGGCAACUUCUUCAACAAUGUCAAACUAGCAGAGGAAGAAUGCACAAAAGCAGAGGAGGAGUACGAGGACAACCCUAACACAUGCAGGGCUAGAUGGCGCAAACAACACAUUCACUCCAUCCUCAACACCCAAGGAAUCCAGGUCACCAAUGAGGCAGAAAUCCUAGAAGCUAGAACCUCUUAUUUUCAGGACCUCUUCAGCCCCCAACCCACCCACAAUAUGGAGCUCAUCCUUCAUCACAUCCCACACACCAUUACUGCUCCUCAGAAUGAGUCCCUUUGCCUUUUACCAAACAGGGAAGAAAUUAAGAAUCUUGUCUGGCACUUGGACCCCAAUAGCUCAGCUGGGCCAGAUGGAUUCAAUGGCAACCUUAUAAAAUACAACACGGGCAGGAUCCAAACGGUAAACCACCUUACCUUUGCUGAUGAUGUCUUGAUCUUCACUAAUGGAUCCCUUCACAAUCUCAAAAAACUAAGAAGUUUUCUUACCAGCUUUGAGGAAGCAACAGGUCUCCACCUCAAUCUUGCCAAAAGCCAGAUUAUUUCCCCCAAACCGUCGUCCAACCACGCUAGACGACAAGCAAACUGUCUGGGGAUGAAAGUAACUCCCCUUCCCAUCACCUACCUUGGCGUCCCCCUCUACAAAGGGAUCAAUAGGUCCAAAUACUGCCAGGACCUCCUCAGGAAAUUCGACCUCAAACUAUCGAGCUGGAAAAUGCACACCCUCUCCCAAGCAGGAAGACUUACACUCAUCAAACAUCUUCUCUCCACCCUCCCUCUCCACACCAUGUCCUCUUCUAGACUUCCUGAAUCGAUCCUCUCCUUGAUCGAAGGCAAGCUUCGGCAAUUCUUUUGGGGAAAAAAUGCUGAAGGGUCCAAGCAUGCAUGGGUGGCAUGGCACCAAAUUUGUAAACCACUAGAUGAAGGGGGCCUAGAUAUCCCAAACCUACGCACCCUUCAACAAUCUUUUGGGUGCAAACUCUGGUGGAAAUAUCAGUUCACCUCGUCUCCAUGGGUCUCCUUCAUCAGGCAAAGAUACCACCGGAGUGGCUCUUUCACCUCAACUAUCAUUGAUAGCCCGUCUUGGAAGAGAAUAUGCCAAGCUGAUGAUUUCUGCACAGAUAACUCUAACUUCAUCAAUGGCAUGCCUUACUGGGAGUUAGGGAUCCAGGGCUCCUUUUCCCUAAAAAAUGUCGCCCUCAAGCUUCAGGAACCCGGCCCUUCUAUGCUUACUGCAAAAAUCCCCUGGCCCAAAAAAGGAAUUCCAAAGGCUAACCUCUUCCUUUGGAAAACCCUAAACAAAGCCACCCCCUUUGCAAAUAACCUCCAAAAACUGGGCUUCAACCUCCCAUCCAUCUGCAUGUUCUGCGAGCAAGAAAGAGAAUCUGAUUUCCAUUGCCUUAUGCUCUGUCCCAAAGCAAGUAUUAUCCGGAAUAAUCUUGGACAACGGCUCCACCUGCCAAGGAUCUCCAACUCCUCCUUCCAACACAACUUAGUCAUGUGGUGGCUUUCAACGUCACCUUCUGAUCAUCUCUUCCACGCCAAACGCACCAUCCAAACCAUUAUUAUGUGGGAGCUGUGGAAGACUUACAACCGGGUGAGGCUGAACCAGGAAAAAUUUAAAGUUGAGAAAACCCUUGAAGAAAUCAAACAUACACUCAAUGCAUGGUCACUUGCAACCAAAGGAACCAUUCUCCCAACCUCAAUCCACCGGAAACCUCUCACAUCAUUCAAGCUUAUUCGUUUCCCUCCAAAUCCCUAUCAGCUCAAGCUUAACGUGGAUGGCAGUGCAAGCACUCGAGGAUGCGGUGGCGGAGCUGUUUUAAGAGAUCAUCAGGGCAACUUUCUCCACGAUGGACCCUUGAAAAUCCAAAUGGAGAAUCCCGAGAGGAAUCUAGCCAAUCCAGAUGUAGUCCAGUACAUUCCAAAGCCCAAGGAGAAAUGGGAUGAUAGAGAUUGCAAGAAACACAAUCUGGACAACAUCGGCAAAGCAGCCAUCUUCAAGACACUUGAUCCCAUCACCUUCUGCAAGAUCAAGCAUCUCAAUACUGCCAUGGAGAUAUGGUUACUGAGGUCUCUUCCAACCGAGUGGUACAACAAGGCCACAGCCAUGGAAGAAGGAAGAAAUCGAGAGAACUACACUGUCCAAGGUCUCCUUGAUGAGCUCAGAACCUAUGAGCAUGAGCUGAAGAAGAAGAAGGAAGAACAAGUCACUCCUUUUCCCACGGCACUGAUGACAACUCCAAGAAUCCCAUCAAGUGAAGGGACAUGUCCAAGGAACUGUGACACACCUUCCUCCAGCCAGCCGUCAAGCUCAAAAACGGAGAACUACGAUGAGGAAUAUGCUAUGAUGGUCAAGCAAUUCCGGAAGUUCAAGAAGUUCUUCAAGAAAGCUGACUCAGUCAGAAGGCCAUCCAAGGGAAAGCCACAGGUAAGUGACUCUCCUCCUGAAUCUUAUUUGUGUUACAAUUGCAGGAAACCUGGCCAUUGGAAGUCAGCAUGCCUGUACCCAAAAGUGGAGAAGUACGGAGAAAGAGAAAGGAACGAGAAGAAGAAGAAGGAAAUGGUUGUAGCUGAAAGUGAUGAGUCAUCCAGCUCAAGCUCGGAUGAAGAAGCCCUCGUCUGCAUGGAGCGCAGAGCUGAGAAGUCCAACCAUGAGGAUCGGUGGACUAUGUCAGAAGAUGACACCCUCUGCCUAAUGGCCAAAGAUGAUGCUGAUCAAGAGGCUGAAAAUGAAUCUCUCUCUGAAAAGGUGAAAUCCCUCAACAAGGAGCUAGGGAUACUUAAGUCCAAAGAAGCAGUGGAUAAGCUUCUUGAAAGGACCAAACAUAAAGGUCGUGAAGGACUUGGGUUUGACCCCGCCAGUUCCAAAAGGAGAGGGAGAACAACUUUUAUCCCUCCUAAACUUACUGCCAGACCCAAUAAGCAGAAAGGAAAGGAAAAGGAGAAACCAACAGAAGUUCCCAAAAAGGACAUGGCAUCCCUCAAGAACAACUCCACAAAUGAAGUCAUUCUCACUGGGAAGAGAAUCAGAAACAUCUAUGAAGUGAUGUGGGAUGAUGUCAAGGAAGCAUGCCUAAUCAGCAAAGACAAGGAUCAAGAAGUCAAUGAAGAAGAUAGAAUGAAGCCUACGGAAUUCAUUCCAUUCGGAAGUCUACCACUGAAGACUUCACAAAGAAAUCCGGAUUCAGACGGUGCUGAGCCUACCAGAAAUCUUGGCCAACCUUCCAAUAUUCCGGAUCACUCACAUGGUGACAAUUCCGGAAAUGGCGACCGAGUGCCAAUCCAUCCGGAAUCACCAACAACUUCUGUUCUUCAACCAGAAGCUGAACUAGAUCAACCGACCUAUCUGGAGAUGAUUGCUGCUCAAGAACUCUCCGAAUUCCUUGAUAUGGAGAUUCACUCCAAAUAUGAAGAUGAAGUUCUUGAAUUCUACAGAAAUGGAAAGUCUGAAGAAGUCAUCAAAGAGGAAGAAGCACCACACACUUUGGCAGUGGUGAAUCUAGAUGAAGAAGAAGAAGUUCCUGCCCAGGGGGAACUUCAGAAGAAGAAGAAAAGAAGAAUUCUCUCUCCCUCCACAUCUGGAAGUGCCAACCCGGAUGAGUUGGUGGGAAAGGAACCAGUUGAGGAACCCUCUGCACACAACGAGAUCCCUCAACAAUUGGAUGAAGAAACUCCUCAAGAUCAGAGUUUUCCAUCUCCUCCAUUACAAGCUCAAACAGAUGAUGUAGAGAGCCAAUUCAUGCAGCUCUACUUUUACUGGAGAGCUUGGAAGGUUGGAAAUUCAGCAGAGCAGUUGUUGGGAUGGGACCAACAACUGAAAAAUGAGAAGAUAAUCAAGAAAUGCUUGGGUCUGCCAGUCAAUCAUUGUUGUGAGCAAAUUCUGGAUGUUGACUGGUCUACAGGCCAAUAUUCUCAAAGGCAACAGAAGAGCAGAUGGUUCUCACCACUGAAGCACAUGCUGAUAUGGAAGCAACAGCAGAAGACUUCCAAGUCUUUCCGGAAAACUUACAUGCCUUUGAAACGGUUCUUCCUGAAGCUGUCCAAGAGAAUGCAGCUUCUCCACAACAAGAACAGAACCAGGAAGCAUCAGAGGAAGAACUCCUUCAACUCCUCCAAACUCAAGUUCAAGAGAUCCUCACAACUCCAUGUGAGAUCUCCAAACCAACUGAACUUGAGAUUCUGGAGAAGUCAGCAGAGAAUUGCUGAAAAUCAGAAGGAAGCAUUCAAGCUGUUCAGGCAUUUUGGGACCUACACUGGCAAACGCAAGCUAGAUGUAAUUGUCCAACACAAUAGUCCAUCCCUGAUCCCACAGCUCCCUAUUGAAGUCAAGAAAGGAGAACUCACAUACAUUCCAUCUCAUCUGAACAUGACGGAAUUAAUACUUGAAGCCCAGCAGAGCAAUCCGGAGAACUCAACGCAGCAUCUGACAGAUUCUGGUCUUGAUGGAACAGAAGCUGUAGGAACCAUUGCCUCUCACUUCUCAAAUGAUGCUCAAACUAAGGAAAGAAAUAACAACCUCAGGCGCAUCAAAGAAGAGUGUGGAAUCAUGCAAGGCAUUGGUGAGACUGCCGGAUCAUCCAAGCGCAAGAAGCAAUGAAGGCUCUUUUCAUCAAAUCAGGGGGAAGUAUGUGAAAACAUUAUUGUGCUUUGAUGAAAGCACCUUCUUGUUUAAACAUGAGUUUUUGGUUUAAACAUUGCUUAAUACUUCUCUUAAUUAUGCUUAUUAUGCUUGAUCAUAUUCAUUUUAAGUAUGAUUUUUGAGAUUUAUUUUUAAGCGCAUACAUUCAGGGGG